AUGCCGCUCAAGUACACCGUCCGGCGCGGGGUCCCCGAGGACCUCCCCGCCCUGUGGCCCAUCGCCGAGGCCGCCUUCGAGUCCGACACCGAAGCCUACUGGACGCGUCUCUGGCGCGACGCGGCCAGCGCCGAGGAGCUCGCCGCCGCCGCGGGCCCCUGGUGGACCGCCUGGCAGCGGCGGGAGAUGGCGACGCCGGGCAAGCACUUCUGGGUCGCAACGGCGGCGGCGCGCGAGGACGACGCCAGAGAUCGGGGAGAGGAGGAGAUCGUUGCCUUUGUCAGCUGGCAGCAGCCGCUGAGCGAGGUCGACCCAAACGCGGGCAAGACGGACGCGGAAAAGGCCGCGGAAAAGGCCGCGGCCGCGGCCGAGUGGCCUCCGUGCAUGGACCCGUCCAUCCUCGACGUGCGCCGCGCGAAGCACGCCGAGGUCAUGCGCCGGGAGCUCGGGGAGUCGUGGAGGGACAUGUGGGUUACGCAAAUCAUGGCGGUCCACCCGAGCCACCAGCGCAAGGGGCUCGCGACGAUGCUCAUGCGUCGGGUAAUGGACAAGGUCGAGGAGAGCGGCGCCGGGGCCAUUUUGGUGGCCACGCCGGAAGGCAGGAAGACCUACAACAAGCUGGGCUUUAAAGACGUGUGCGGCUACAGCCUCCCUUUUGACAAGUAUGAUGUCUGGCUAAUGCAAUGGAAGGGGAGUCGGGAGCCGUGA
Molecule: messenger RNA, 708 nt
Organism: Gaeumannomyces tritici R3-111a-1
Lineage: Eukaryota; Fungi; Ascomycota; Sordariomycetes; Magnaporthales; Magnaporthaceae
Exons: 2
Coding region: 1-708 (235 amino acids)
Molecular function (GO): acyltransferase activity, transferring groups other than amino-acyl groups
Source: RefSeq, a predicted model, not a curated record